Molecule: messenger RNA, 4471 nt
Organism: Eimeria tenella
Lineage: Eukaryota; Apicomplexa; Conoidasida; Eucoccidiorida; Eimeriidae
Exons: 4
Source: RefSeq, a predicted model, not a curated record
CAGCAGCAGCGCGGAGGAGGCCGCGUAUGCAGGCGCAGCAGAGCCAGCAGCAGCAGCAGCUGCAGCAGCAGCAGCAGCAGCUGCAGCAGCAGAAGUGUCAGCAGCAGCAGCAGAGGACGCCGAAGGUGCAGCUGAGGGAGACCCCAGGGAGAGCUGCGGCGAUGAUGCAGCGGGGAGCGGCAUGGCAGCAAAGCCUGCUGCUGCUGCUGCUGCUGCAGCAGCAGCAGCAGCAGGAAGCGGCACUUUCGUGCUGCAGUCCGAAACAGAGAGACUCGUAAGAAGCUGGUGGCUGCGGCGGCACUUAGCAGCAAAGCUGCAGCAGCGGCAGCUGCUGCUGUCGCUGCUGGGGGAAGUGCAGCAGCGGCGCUACGAGCUGCUUGCUGCUGCUGCAGCAGACCUGCGGGAGGCCGACAGGGAGGAGCAGCAGCACGAGCUGGAGGCCUUCAAGCAGCAGCAGCAGCAGCAGCUGCAGCAGCUCUACCAAGACAUGCUGCGCAAACGCGAGCAGCAGCGGGAAGAAAGAGACAAGGCGCUGCAGCAGCAGCACGAAGCAGCUUUGCGGCGGCUGCGAGACAAGCGCCGCAGGCCAGGGGACACAGAAGAAGCAGCAGCAGCAGCAGGAACAGCAGCAGCAGCAGCAGCUCCAGCUGCGCCCCAGGCCGGAGGCGCAGCGCAGCCACAGUUGAGCAGCAGCGGCCCUGACGUACCUGCAGCGUCGGCGAGAACAGCAGCAGCAGCAGCAGCAGCAGCAGGCUUGGACCCGAAGUUGGCUUCACCGUCACCACCGCUGCAGCCAUACGCUGUAGAGGAGCUGCAGCAGCAGCAGCAGCAGCAGCAGCAGCAGUCUGCAGAGGGUAGCGAUCCGUGUCUGCUGCCGUGGAACGGGGACACGCCUUGCAGCGACGCAGUAGGGCUCGCUCAGCAGCAGCAGCAGCAGCAGCAGCAGCAGCAGCAGGAGCAGCUCUUGGGGAGGGCCCACUUGACCCGCAGCAACAGCAGAAAGGGCCUCAGGCAGCGCACUAGGGGGGCCCUCUUCUCUUCUGCUUCUGCUCCUGCUGCAGCACUGGGUGGGUUGCUGCAGCAGCCUUGCGAUGCAGCAGCAGCAGCAGCAGGGGCCUCAGAAGCAGCAGCCAGCAGCAGCACGAGCAGCAGCAACGCUGCUGCUAUUCGCUCCAGCACCCGCUUCACGCGUUCUAGUCUGCGCACAGCAGCACGUGCUGCUCGCAGGGCGCUGCUGCCUGCUGCUGCUGCUGCUGCUGCUUCGGGUGCUGCUGCUGCGGGGUCCCCACUGGUGCAGGGCUCUGCAGCAGCGGGAGCAGCAGCAGCAGCAGCCACGGAGCAACACAGGCAGCAGCACCAGCAGCAUAUCUUGCUGCCAGCAGGCCUCACAGCGUCGCAUUUGGCCGCCUUCAAUGCGAGUGCUGCUGCUCUGAAACAGAAUGCAGUGCCCUCAGCAGCAGCAGCAGCAGCUGCUGCGGCAACGCAGCAGCAGCAGCAGCAAGCAGCAACAGCAGCUCUGCAGCAGCUUGGACUCACUGCAGGCCAUCGCAGAGCUGGCGCGGCAGCAGCAGCAGCAGCAGCAGCACAGGCAUUACCUGCAGCAGCUGGCAGCUGCAGCAGCAGCAGCAGCAGCAGCAGCAGCGCGUCUUUGACAUGCGAAAGUAGCCGAUCUGAGCAGCAGCAGGCCUCAGCCACAGGGAUACUUGCAGCAGCCGCUCCAACGGCGGCAGCUUUGUCCCCUGGAGGAGGCAGCAGCAGCAGCAGUAGCAGCAGCAGCAGCAACAGCUCCGCAGCCCAGCAGCAGCAGCAGGCCCCAUCGCCGUCAAGACCUCCUGCUUACCCCCCGCUGCAGCAGCAGCUACUGCAGCACCAGCUGCAGCAGCAACUGCUGCAGCAACACAUCCAAAACCAGCAGCAAACAAAGAACCAAGGGGUUAGUCAACAGUUGCAGCAGCAGCAGCUGCUUUUGCAGCAGCGGCAGCAGCAACUGCAGCAGCAGGCGUCGCAGCAGCAGCAGCUUAUGUUGUUGCAGCAACGUGCUGCUGCCUUACAGGCAGCAGCAACUCAAGGUCAGCAGCAGCAGCAGCAGCAGCAGCAGCAGACACAGACGCAAAGCCAGUUGGCGUCGGGACUGCAGCAGCUGUUGGGGCAGCCGUCGCAGCAGCAGUACACUCAGCAGCAGCUCCAGCUGUUGCAGCAGAUACAACAGCAGCAGCAGCAGCAGCAGCAGCAAGGCCAGCUCCCGGCGGGCAUUCACGCUGCAUCAGUGCAGCAGCUGCUGCAGGCCAGGCAGCAGCAAUUGCUCCAGCAGUUCCAGUUGCACCAUUUGCAAGUAAAGGUGCAGCAGCAGCAACAGAUGCAGCAAUUACAGCAGCUACAACAACAGCAACAGCAGCUGCAGCAGCAAAAUCAGCAGCAGCCGCAGCAGCAACAAACGCAGCAGCAGCAACAGCAGGCGCAGCAACUGCACCAGCUGCAGCAGCUCCAACAGCUUCAACAGCUACAAAGCAAGUUGCAGCAGCAGCAGCUACAGGGACGUUUGGGAGGAUCUGCACAGUUUCCCCCGCAGCUGCUGCAGCAGCGGCUGCUGCAGCAGCAGCUAAUGCAGCAGCAAGUGCUGCAGCAGAGGCAGCAGCAACUGCAGCAGCAGCUGCAGCAGAUGCAACAGCAGCAGGACGGCGCGCAGAUAGCUGCUCGACUGGCAGCUCUUAGCAGCGAGGGCAGCAGCAGCAGCGCAGCACUGCAGCAGCUCCAGCGAGCUGCUUCGGCGGGGCACCCUGUAGCAGCAGCAGCUGCUGCUGCACUGCAGCAGCAGCUGGGCACUUUUUCUGCUGCACAUUCCCCUGCAGGCACUAUUGUUCGCCCUGCAGCAGCCCCAGCAGUCUCGCAGCUGCUUCCUGCUGCAGCAGGAGCAGCAGCAGCAGCAGGAGGGCUGCUGUGUUCUCCGGGAUCGUCUCUGCUGCCGCCUCCCCAGGGGUCGCCGCUGCUGUCGAGUGCUGCUUCUGCUGCUGCUGCGGCUGCUCUGUCUUUGUCGCUGCCGCCGUCAGUUGCUGCUGCUGCUGUUGCUGCUGCUGCGUGCGAGGCCCCAGGGUCGCGGGCUGCGGCCAAAUCGACGGCCCAGCCAGCUGCAGCCGCAAACACUGCAGCAGCAGCAGCUGCUUCUGCUGCUGCAGCAGCAGGGGGCUCCCCGGAAGCAGCAGCAGCUGCAGCUGCAGCAGAUGCUGCCUCGCUGCACAGAGAUUCAUCGGGUUCUAGUGCUGCUGCUGCGCUGCAUGCAGCAGAAGUUCCCAGUGCAGAGAAGUCGGGUGGUGCAGAGUCCCUGUGGCAGCAGCAACAGCAGCAGCCGCGUGACGGAACAUUACAGCAGCAGCAGCAGCAGCAGCAGCAGCGAAUUUCGCUCAAGAGCCCAGAGCAGCUCGUGGCUGCUGCUGCAGCGUGGGGUUCCUCUAGGGAGGCUGCUGCACCCCAACAGCUGGAAGCAGCUCUUCCAGAGGCUGCAGCCAGGGUCUCGCUCUCCCUGGCAGCUGCAGAUCCUAGGACUGGCGGAACAGGGGCGCAGAGCUGCAGCAGCAGCAGCAGCAGCGGCAGCAGCAGCAGCAUGUUCAGCAACGCCUCGCCGUUCGGGGCCUCCAACACAGGCCAGGGCCUCUUCGGGGUGCAGCAGCAGCAGCCUGCUGCUGCUGGGGGCCUCUUUGGUUCUGCUGCUUCCACGCAGCCCGGCAGCAGCAGCUUAGGCACAGGACUGUUCGGGCAGCAGCAGCAGCAGCCAAGCAGCGGGGGCCUUUUCGGAAGCUCCCUGAGCACUGGGGGGGGCCUCUUUGGGCAGCAGCAGCAGCAGCAGCCGCAGCAAGCCACUGGGGGCUUCUUUGGUGCUGCAGCAAACACUAACACUGCAGCAGGAACUGGGGGGGGCCUAUUUGGCAGCAACACGGGCUUUGGGCAGCAGCAGCAGCAGCCGCAGCAGGGCGGGCUGUUUGGCAGCACCACUGGCUUCGGGCAGCCGCAGCAGCAGCAGACCACUGGUCUCUUUGGCAGCAGCAACAAGUUCGGGCAGCCGCAGCAGCAGCAAACUGGCGGGCUCUUCGGCAGCACAGCAGCACCUGCAGCAGGAACGGGGCUCUUUGGCAGCAGCAGCAGCAGCGCCUUCGGGCAGCCGCAGCAGCAGCAGGGGGGCCUCUUCGGCAGCAGCAGCACAACGGGCUCCACGGGGCUUUUCGGGCAGCCGCAGCAGCAGCAGCAGACCACUGGUCUCUUUGGCAGCAGCAGCAACACGUCCAGCGGGGGCCUCUUUGGUGUCUCCAGCAGCACAAAUGCAUGCUUCGGGGAGUUCGCCGUUCGGGGUGGCUGCCCUGGGCUCGCAGCAGCAGCAGCAGCAGCAGCAGCAGCAGGAGCAGCAGCUGCUGCAGCAGCCCUUCAGGCCCUACAGCGCCGAAGAUGGCUCUGUUAUGACCAUCUGCCACGGGCCUUUUGA